This is a messenger RNA of Salvelinus fontinalis (brook trout), 3207 nucleotides long. RefSeq names its product protein mono-ADP-ribosyltransferase PARP14. Bases 371 to 3106 code for a protein of 911 amino acids. Gene Ontology annotation, biological process: negative regulation of gene expression. Gene Ontology annotation, cellular component: nucleus; cytoplasm. The transcript has 7 exons. Gene Ontology annotation, molecular function: transcription corepressor activity. The record is from RefSeq and is a predicted model, not a curated record. NCBI's taxonomy places the organism in Eukaryota, Metazoa, Chordata, Actinopteri, Salmoniformes, Salmonidae.
GGAUGUGGCAUGUGGAGUAUAACUGCAGUUCGAGUGGAGUACACUUCAGUUAUUCCGCAAUUACUGCGUCCAAAAUACCUCAGUCGACUGUUAAUGCACUUUUACUGCAGUUGCAAUCUUUUUUUGUAAGGGACACUUUGAAAGGCGCUGAAUUGACAAAGUGAUCCGCUUGAUCGCGUCCAAGGUCUAUGGUCCCAAGUACAAUACAAAAAAAAUAUAUUCCAUUUGCAAGAAGGGGUGGUCGCGCGCGUCAUCUGUCAGGUGCGUAGGUCGACAAGUUCACAGCAGUUGUGCUGUUCGAAUCAAACUGAUUUGAGCGCUUGUACAGUAGCUAUUAUAAGAAAGCGAUUAGGCUACUUUGGAUUACAAUAUGGCAGUUUACAAAUACCCCGUUUUCUUCGAGGUUCACAGUCUGGAUCCAGCACAGAAAGACAAGAUAGAAAAGUACUUUCAGGUUCGCCGUAAAUCUGGUGGUGGAGACUGCGGACCGAUACACAAUGUUGGUGACAACGUUUACAAGAUCUCAUUUAUUGACCGGACAGUCCAGGAGAGGGUACUUCAGAAACCUAAUCAUGUGUUGGAGAUGCCUGGAGGACCUCUCUCCCUCACUCUGAGAGACAGCCUGGAGACUCCACACACAACAAUCUCCACAGUCAGCAGUCAGAGUCACAAGUCCCUCCCAUUCCAUCCCUCCCUCCCUGUCCAGACAUCGCCACCUGGUGGCCUAGAGCAUGAACUCCAUCUAGACUCCUACCUCCUGAGAUACCUGAAGGAGAGCCCUGGGGCUGGAAGAGACCUGCAGCAGCAGCUGUCCUCUCUGAGCUGCUCUGUCCACCUCUACCCAGAGGAAGGGAGGGCAGUGGUCAGAGGCUCAGGCCAAGCUGGGUCAUGUGGAGAUGGGGUGGGACCAUGGAAGGCACAGGUAGAGAGACUGUUCAAACAGCUCCAGGAGCGGUACAAAUGCCACUAUGAGGUAGAUCCACGUAAGCGUCAGUCUCUGCUGCAAAGAAGUACCCUGGGUUUGGAGGAUGUGAAGGUUUACUGCGAGGCAGGGGAAGGGUUUGCGGUGGUGGUUGGGGAGGGGCCCGAGGUCCAGGCCAAGCUGAAGGAGCUUGAGGCCUUCCAGUCUCAGGGUCUGAGCUCCUGGAAGCAGGAGAAGACCAGCACCACCUGUCAACUUGGACAGUCCAAGCUCCGUCUUCUAGGGAAAGUGAUAGAGAAGGAUCUAGGUGAGGUUGUUCCAGGGGUGAAGGUGACACGCGGUGACUCCGGCCAGCUGGAGCUGAUGGGUUCAGCAAGUGAAGUCUGGACAGCCAGAAAGUUGGUUACAGAUAAGAUCUCUCUGGUGCUGGAGCGGGUGGUGCCUGAGGUGUCCCUCCACCUCCUGUCCUUCCUGAGAGAGCAGUAUGGGAGGCCUCGGAACCUGAGCAGUCUGCUGGGGUUGGGACACCAUGUGGAGGUAGAGCUGGGGGAUACAGAGCUCCGUCUGUUCUCCCUCUCCUCUGGGAAACUGGACCAAGCUGAGAAGGAUCUCCUAGUGGAGUUUGGGGAGGAGAAGAUUGACAUGCCCAACGGUGCUCUCUCGGCUGAACUGAAGUCCAAACUUGAGACAAAGGUGAAGGAGAUGAACCAGAGCAGAUGCCAGGUGGUAGCCAGGUUUGGUCCUGGGUGUAGAGUGCAGCUGCUUGGCCACCUGAAGCAGGUUCAGGAGCUGAGGGAGGAAAUUGGGGCCUUUUUGAAAGACCAGUCCAGUGUAAGAGUUGUGGGACGUCCUCAACAGAACCAUGGUGGCGCAGUCGGUGAAGCAGGCGCCGGACCAAGACCUAACGAGACGGUCGCAGCCACCAGCUAUCACCUCCACGGGGGGCUGCAUGUAGUUGUUUGUCAGGGUGACAUCACCAAGGAACGGGCAGACGCACUGGUGAACGCAGCCAAUGAGUAUCUGGAUCACGCUGGGGGCGUGGCUGCAGCUCUGAGCCGGGCAGGGGGGCCUGAGGUACAGCAGGCCAGCAGGGAUCUGGUUAGGCAGAUAGGGAGAGUGCCCACAGGUACAGUGGUAGAGACCACAGGAGGGAAUCUGCCUUGUAAGAUGUUGCUGCAUGCAGUGAGACCAGUAGGGGGCAGCGUAGGUGGGAAUGAGCGCUCUCUGCUGGAGAAGACAGUAAAGGCAGCCCUGGAUCUGGCAGAGUCCAUGGAACUCCAGACCUUGGCCAUGCCCUGCAUCAGCUCGGGGAUAUUCGGUGUUCCUCUGAAGGUGUGUUCUGAGGCCAUAGUCUCUGCAGUGAGGGACUUUGGGAGGGAACAGCGCAUCCUUACCAAGGUCACUCUGAUUGAUGUGAGUGGAGAGGCAGUGAGAGCCAUGCAGGAGGCCUGUGAUAGGCUGUUACAGGGGAAGAGGGAGUUUCCUGGGUGGGAGGGAGUGUCCAGCACCACCACUACCACUACACAUGCUCCUCAGAGAGACACCACUGCUGCGUCCGCCAGGGGACCAGUGGCUCCAGAGGUCUGUGUCCAGGUGGAGGUCAUCCAUGGAACCAUAGAGAAGCAGCAGGUGGAUGCCCUGGUGUCCCCCAUGGUUGGUAGUGACCCUCUCUCCUCCCGUAUUGGUAAUGUCUUGUCGGAGGCAGCUGGACCGGCGCUGAUGACAGUGUUUCUGAGGAAAUCAGGGGGACGGACUGCACCUGGUGACAACAUUCUGGUGGAGGGACUGUCUGGUCUCAGCUCUGGCCGUGUCUUCUUCCUCAGCUGUGCACACUGGGACAACAACCCCCAAGGACCAGCUGUACAGGCUCUGAGGCAAGGUGUGAGGAAAAUUCUGACCUCUUGUGAGAACCGGGGCUUCUGUUCCAUUGCGUUACCUGUAGUUGGAACUGGUGAGGUUCUCCAGUUCCCUCACAAUGUGGCAACGCAGGUUCUGCUAGAAGAGGUCCGUAGGUAUGAACAGAACCGAGCGAGCAGAACCCCCUUCCUUGUCCGCAUUGUCGUCCAUCCCAAUGACAGAGAUUCUACCAAGCUUUUCAAACUACCCAGAAUGCUUUGCAUCUCAGAGGGUUCAUAUAUGGCGCUCGACCAGAGCAAGACAUCAGGAUUGUGCUGCUUGGUAUAACCGGAGGAGGUAAAAGCAGUGCUGGAAACACCAUCUUCGGACAAGAUGAUGUGUUCCUCUCAGACAGUUCCUCCACCUCCUCAACACAAAUAUGUAAAGCU